Eucalyptus grandis is the source of this 909-nucleotide messenger RNA. Its product is annotated as alcohol acyl transferase 1 allele RGb-like. The transcript has 3 exons. NCBI's taxonomy places the organism in Eukaryota, Viridiplantae, Streptophyta, Magnoliopsida, Myrtales, Myrtaceae. The record is from RefSeq and is a predicted model, not a curated record. The coding region runs from base 1 to 909 and encodes 302 amino acids.
AUGGCCAACACAUACCAUGAACGAUUCUCAAGUUUUCUAAAUUGUUCAAUCCGCCAUCAUAAAAAUGGCUUCACUGCCACCUUCUUCUCCGGCACAUCAGUGAACCGCCACAAGCCAGAGCUGAUCUCCCCGUCGCAGGCGACGCCACGCGAACUCAAGCCCCUCUCGGACCUGGACGACCAGGAGGGGCUUCGCUUUCAGUUUCCCUUCCUUUUCUUCUAUCCCAACAGCCCCCCAAUAAGAGGCCGAGAAGACCCGGCGAGAGUCGUCAAGGAAGCGCUCGGGAAGGCGCUCGUGUACUACUACCCGUUGGCCGGGCGUAUCCGGAAAGGGCCGAACCGCAUGCUCGCAGUGGACUGCACCGGCGAGGGGAUCCUGUUCGUCGAGGCCGACGCCGACGUCAGCCUCGAGGAGCUCGGCGACUCCAUGAGGCCGCCGUGCGGCUUUGUGGACGAGGUGUUGUGCGAUGUGGGCGGGUCCGGCGGCAUCAUUGGGUGCCCUCUCUUGUUGGUUCAGGUGACCCGUUUGAAAUGCGGGGGCUUCAUCCUUGGAAUCCGGCUCAAUCAUGCCAUUAGCGAUUCCCUUGGCCUCAUACAAUUCCUGAAGGCGGCUGCAGAACUCGCAAGAGGCGCACACGUGCCGUCAUGGCUACCUGUUUGGCAGAGAGAAAUCCUCUGCGCUCGAGACCCGCCGCGAGCGACGUGCAGGCACCCUGAGUUCGAGGAUGUGGUCGACGACGCCAGAAGCGCUGCCGUGACGUUGGACCCCAAGAACAUGGUACACAGAUCCUUCUUUUUCGGCCCGCGCCAAGUGGCGUCAAUCAAGAAAGGCCUCCCUCACCACCUGGUCUCGAGAUCCUCCACCUACGAGUUACUUACGGCAUGCCUGUGGAAGUGGGAAAAGUACUAA